AUGUCGACCUCGGGGGCGUUUCCAGGAAACCUGCAGCUGGUGUUGGUGCUGCGGCCGUCCAGGUUCUUCCAGAGAGCGAUAGCAGACAUUGGGAUGAAGCUGCACAAAGAUGACUUUAAAAUGAAGGUACCGAUUAUGAUGCUGAACUCUCUGUCGGACCUGCAUGGCUACGUGGAUAAAGGCCAGCUGACCCGGGAGCUAGGAGGAAACCUGGAGUACUGUCACAGUCAGUGGAUACACCACCGAACUGCCAUAGAGAACUUUGCCAUGACGGUGAAAACCACAGCCCAGAUGUUACAGAUGUUCGGGACAGACCUGGCUGAGACGGAGCUGCCCAAUGACGUCCAGUGCACCAAAGACCUGCUCACAGCACACACCGACAAACACAGCAACCUCAAGGAUGAACUGAAGCUAGCUUUGAAGCAGGGCACCACCUUGUUAGGUUGUAUCAAGGAGCAGGCAGCCAAGUCGGAGAACCACAAACUUAACCCAGACGAGAUGGAGAACCAAACCACGGUGGAGAGGCUCCUAGCCCAGCUGGAUGAGACGGAGAACGCCUUUGAACAGUUCUGGUGUAAACAUCAUCUGAAACUGGAGCAGUGCCUGCAGCUACGCCACUUUGAACAGGACUUCAGAGAGGUUAAAGUGUCUCUAGACAGUUUGAUGGACAUUCUAACCAGCCUAUCAGAUAUCGGGGAUUGUGUGGCCAGAGUCGAACACCUGCUACAUGAACUGAAAACACUGGAGGACAAGGCUCUGCCCUCACUAGAAAAGGCCCAGCUCCACGCACUGCACGGUGACCAGCUGAUCCAGAGCAACCACUACGCCGUGGACUCUAUUCGACCCAAAUGUGUGGAGCUCCGGCGGGUCUGUGAUGACUUCAGCAACGAGUCCAAGAAAAAGACGGAUGUCUUAUCCAAAUCCCUGCAGAUUCACACGGGCAUUGAUAAGGUGAACCAAUGGUGUGAGUCUGGCAUCUACCUGCUGGCCUCCCAGGCUGUGGAUAAGUGUCAGUCACAGGAAGGGGCAGAGUCCGCACUGACUGACAUCGAACGCUUCCUGGAGUCUGCAGAAAAGAACCAGCUGACUGAACUGAGGAACCUCCACAUCCAGUAUGAGGUUGUCCUGUCCGAUGAUAUCAAGGCAAAUGUCCUGAAGGCACUGAAGCGCCUGGAGGACGUCCAGGAGAUGUUUCAGAAGCGGCACGUCAGUCUGAAGAGGCUAUCAGCUAAACAGACGAGGCCCGUCCAGCCGGUUGCCCCGCGGCCCGAGUCCUCUCCUAAACGGCCCUCACUGAAGAACCCCCCCAGAACUACAGGGAACCAGCAGCCUCUGGCUCGCAGAGUAUCAGAUCACUCUAACAGUGGCAGGCAGCCAGCCGAAGCUGAUCCCAGCAAGAAGAGGAUCAUACGCAAGGCCAAAGGAGGCAUCAAGAUUGAGGUAAUGCAUGAGGAAAGCCAAGGAGGCUCCACCCAUGUCGUUGUGACCAAUGAGACAGAGGAGAGUCUGUCCAACAGACGCAGACACAUCAUGACUGAGCUGAUUGAAACAGAGAGGCUGUAUGUGGAGGAACUGCAAAGUAUCAUGGAGGGUUAUUUUGCAGAGCUGGAUAACUCAGAGCUCAGCCACCUCAUCCCCCCGUCGCUGGACAACAAAAGGGAUGUGCUGUUUGGCAACCUGCCAGAGAUAUAUGAAUUCCACAACAGUACAUUUCUGAGGGAGCUGGAGAACUGUGCAGAGAAACCAGAGCUGGUGGGAACCUGUUUUCUGAAAAGGAAAGAAGAGCUGCAGGUGUAUGAGAAGUACUGUCAGAACAAACCGCGCUCUGAAGUCCUCUGGAGGCAGUGUGGAGACAGCCUCUUCUUUCAGGAAUGCCAGAAGAAACUGGACCACAAACUGUCUCUGGAUGCCUACCUGCUGAAGCCUGUCCAGAGGAUCACCAAAUACCAACUCAUGCUGAAGGAGAUGUUGAAGUGCAGUAAGGGUGAGGGGACGGCUGAGUUGGAGGAGGCUUUAUCCACCAUGCUGGACAUCAUCAAGUCUGUCAACGACUCUAUGCACCAGAUAGCCAUCACUGGCUUUGAGGGGAACCUGAGUGAACUGGGGAAGCUGCUGAUGCAGGGAUCCUUUAAUGUGUGGACUGACCACAAGAAAGGCCACAGCAAGGUGAAGGACUUGGCCAGGUUUAAGCCCAUGCAGAGGCACCUGUUCCUGUAUGACAAGAUGAUGCUGUUCUGUAAGAAACGAGAGGAGACCACAGAUGGACACGAGAAGACCCCGUCCUACAGCUUCAAACACUCGCUCAAGAUGAGCUCUGUGGGGAUCACCGAGAACGUCAAAGGCGACAUCAAGAAGUUUGAGGUGUGGUACAACGGCAGAGAGGAGGUUUACAUCAUCCAGGCUCCUUCCAUGGAUGUGAAAAAUAUGUGGGUGUCAGAGAUUCGUAAAGUUCUUACAGGCCAGCUAGAGGCGUGCAGAGAAGCCAGCCAGCUUAACAUCUACGGGGCCCCCGUGAGGAAUGUGCGUAAGAUGGCGCUGAGACAGUCCGAUUCAUCGAGUCCAGAGUCUGGCUUCAGGAGAACCAACCCCAGCCCCAAUAUGAGGCAGAAGAGAGUCGAUGCUUCAGCCGGCCAAUCAGGCCACUCGGCUGCUAAUGCUAGGAAACGCUUCACCUUGCAGGGGCUUUCCAACAGGAGGUCUCUUCCAGCAGAGCCUGCUACUCAGGAGGCAGUGGUCACCCGCCGCUUCUCUCUCGCCUCCUCUCUCACCUCCUCUUCUUCCUCCUCUUCCUUCGCCACACGAUGCACAAAAGGUCCCCUGUCUGCUAGCAUAAAGAGCAAGAGACAUGAGAUUAAGAGUGAUCCCACUCCAUUUGGUUAUGAAGAUACUUUGCGUGGUGCUAUGGCUGCAGUCAGGAAACGUCAGAGCAUGACUAGCAGCACUGCUGCUGCUGGCGGCACCUCAGCCGUCCCUAGAUCCACCUCGCAACCAGGCUGGGCCCAGAGACGGCUCCCUUCCAUGGACACGGACGACUUUGAGACGAUCCCCUCCAGUGCAGAGGAAUCCUCCAACUCUUCAGAAGAGGAAGGCAACAAUAAAAAUGGUGACAGCGGUCGUUUCCGGGUGCAGCUGACCUACGAGUCUCGUGACGGCCGAGACCUCUCUCUGGAGGCGGGCGACCUGGUCCAGUUUGUGGAAGAAGCAGAGAGCGGACACUGAUAUCUUCAGUGAUCUGUGUACAGCAGCACUCUCUGACUCGGAUGACAACGAAGCCAGUACGUGGGGAGAUGUGUCUCAGGACAGCAGAUAAA
Anarrhichthys ocellatus (wolf-eel) is the source of this 3311-nucleotide messenger RNA. RefSeq names its product MCF.2 cell line derived transforming sequence-like 2 (gene mcf2l2). The transcript has 31 exons. Gene Ontology annotation, biological process: intracellular signal transduction. Gene Ontology annotation, molecular function: guanyl-nucleotide exchange factor activity. NCBI's taxonomy places the organism in Eukaryota, Metazoa, Chordata, Actinopteri, Perciformes, Anarhichadidae. The coding region runs from base 1 to 3219 and encodes 1072 amino acids. The record is from RefSeq and is a predicted model, not a curated record. Gene Ontology annotation, cellular component: cytoplasm.